Messenger RNA from Fonsecaea erecta, 2013 nucleotides. RefSeq lists its product as hypothetical. The transcript has a single exon. Gene Ontology annotation, biological process: maturation of 5S rRNA; mRNA cis splicing, via spliceosome. NCBI's taxonomy places the organism in Eukaryota, Fungi, Ascomycota, Eurotiomycetes, Chaetothyriales, Herpotrichiellaceae. The record is from RefSeq and is a predicted model, not a curated record. Bases 1 to 2013 code for a protein of 670 amino acids. Gene Ontology annotation, cellular component: U4/U6 x U5 tri-snRNP complex.
AUGGCUGCCCCGGCGGAUAUCGAGCAGAUGAACAAGCUCAGAAAGAGCCUGGGCCUCCCCUUGUUGAGCGUAAGUGGACAACCUCCACAGUCAUCUGAAGGACCAACAUUCAAAGAAUCCCGAAGAAGAAGAGACGAGGACGCCGACAGCGACGACCAGUAUGAUGAUCCGGCAUCCACCCUCGAGACCCGCGAAGCCGCCGGGUACGAGAAUUGGAACCAAUUGCGCGAGGAGGAGAAGAGGCGCGCUCUCCGCGAGCAGCGGAAAAGGGAGAUCCAAAGACAACGGGACGCCGAGGCCAAGAAGAAGAAGCUCGAGGGUAAGGGCCUGGGAGAUGUCGAUGACGAGGGCGAUCUGGACACAAAGGCCUGGUUGAAGGGCCAGAAGAAACGGCAGUCCAAGAUCGAGCGGGAACGUGCCGAGCGACUAGCACGGGAACUGGCGGAACGUGAGAAAGAGGCAGCCGUCGAGUACACCUCCAAGGACCUUGCUGGAGUGCAGGUCGCGCAUGAAAUCGGUGAUUUCGACGAAGGCAUUGGAGAGCAGAUCUUGACGCUGAAGGAUACGGAGAUCGGCAAAGGGGAUGACAGUGAGCAGGAAGACGUGCUGGAGAAUGCAGAUAUUGUGGCGAGAGACAAAGUCCAAGAGAAAUUAAAACUCAAGAAACGGAAGGCCUACGAUGUCAAUGACGACUCUGAAAAGGGACUUUUGGCACAGUACGAUGAUAAGAAGCGGAAAGCGUUCACGUUGGAUGGCCAGGGCGCUACUAUUGAAGAACGCGAGGCCAAACGCCAACAAAUCGGCGAAAAACUCAAGAAUACUGUCAGCCUGGACGUCCUCAAGGCCGAGCCGGUUUCGGACUACUUGGAGAUCAAGAUCAAGAAGCCCAAGAAGGAAAAGAAGAAGUCCAAACGCCAGAAACUGGUGGAUGAAGAUGAUGAUAUCUUCCCCAAACAGAACAGUGGCAAUGGCGAUUCCAUGGAGAUCGAUUUCAGAAGCACUGCUCCUGCUCCGACGAGGUCUCGAGCUGCAGAUGAUCAUUUUAACGAUGACGAAGAUCUUGCGAGUGCCCUUGCAAGAACCCGGGCCGCAGUACUGAAGAAGCAGAAACGAAAAGCCGAAGACAUUGUCAAGCUACUGAAACAAGAAGAGAACGGCGAAGCUGAGGCGGAUGGAGAGGCCGACGUUGGCCUUGUGCUCGAUGACACCACCGUCUUCCUUGACAACCUGUCUUCGCGGCCAAGGGACGAGCAGCCUGAACGCAGCGUGAAGAAGUCCAUCGAGAAGGUCGAGUCAGAGAGUCCCGCUCGGCAGGUGAAAGUGGAAGAUGAAGACCACCCGAUGGGCGAGGCUUAUAGUGGGAUUGAGAACGAGGAGGAGCUCCUCGAUCGAAUCAAGCGCGAACGUUCAACCGUGACGCCAGAAGUCCCGCACACAGGUCUCGAAGAGGAAAAGACCCUCGAUCAGGGCGUGGGAGCGGCUCUCAGUCUUCUCCGGCAACGUGGUAUUCUCAAAGAGAGCGAUGCGGGCGAGCGCAACUCUCUCUACAAAGAUCGGCAAAAAUUCAUCAUCGAGGCGCGUUUGCGCGAGCACGAGAAUGAGAUGAAAGCUCGAAUGCAGCGUGAGAGAGACCGCCAGUCGGGCAAGCUGACAGGCAUGUCUGUCAAAGAACGAGAAGAACAUGCACGCUGGCAAAACACUCAGCGAGAGCACCAAUCUUCCAUUCAAGCUGCAGCCGCCUUCAACCGAGAGUACAAGCCGGAUGUGCAGAUCAAGUACGUGGACGACGAUGGCAGGAUCAUGAAUCAGAAGGAAGCUUUCAAGCACCUGAGCCACCAGUUCCACGGGAAGGGUAGCGGGAAAAUGAAGACAGAGAAGCACCUCAAGAAGAUUGCCGAGGAGAAGAAACGCGAGGCGACCAGCAUUCUGGAUAGUAGCAAGGCUACAGGAAUGAUCAACGCUCAGGGCACGAUGGGCAAGAAGAACAAGGAGGCUGGCGUAAGGCUGGCGUGA